AUGAACUCCUGGUGUGUGAAAAAGAUUAUCUUCUACGAGGGCAAAGAUUUUCAGGGUCGCUCUUAUGAGUGCAUCUCUGAUUCCCCUGAUCUGUCUUCAUAUUUCAACCACUGCAAUUCUAUCCGAGUAGAAAAUGGAAACUGGAUCCUGUAUGAAUAUCCCAACUACAGAGGACAUCAGUAUUUUCUUAGAAAAGGAGAAUAUCCCGACUUCCACCAAUGGCUGGGUUACAAUGACUCCAUCAGAUCCUGCCGUUUGACUCCACAGCAUCAAGGACCAUUCAGGCUUAAAGUUUAUGAAAAAGAAGAUUUCAAAGGUCAGAUGAUGGAGUUCACUGAAGAGUGUCCUGAUGUCCAUGAGCAAUUCCACUACAAUGACCUCUACUCCUGCCAGGUGCUUGAUGGGUACUGGAUGUUCUAUGAGGAACCCAACUACAAGGGGCGUCAGUAUUACCUUAGACCUGGGGAGUACAGAAGAUACAGAGACUGGGGAGCUUCUAAUCCCAGGAUUGGUUCUUUCAGAAGAGUUCAGUAUCUGCACUAA
Molecule: messenger RNA, 543 nt
Organism: Bufo bufo (common toad)
Lineage: Eukaryota; Metazoa; Chordata; Amphibia; Anura; Bufonidae
Product: gamma-crystallin 1-like
Exons: 3
Coding region: 1-543 (180 amino acids)
Biological process (GO): visual perception; lens development in camera-type eye
Molecular function (GO): structural constituent of eye lens
Source: RefSeq, a predicted model, not a curated record